This is a messenger RNA of Suncus etruscus (white-toothed pygmy shrew), 1836 nucleotides long. It is a transcript of the gene CEP72, whose product is annotated as centrosomal protein 72. Gene Ontology annotation, cellular component: centriolar satellite. NCBI's taxonomy places the organism in Eukaryota, Metazoa, Chordata, Mammalia, Eulipotyphla, Soricidae. Gene Ontology annotation, molecular function: protein binding. The record is from RefSeq and is a predicted model, not a curated record. Bases 1 to 1836 code for a protein of 611 amino acids. The transcript has 12 exons. Gene Ontology annotation, biological process: centriole replication; spindle organization; regulation of protein localization to centrosome.
AUGGCGCCAGCCGUCCCGCGGCUUGUGCUGCUGGAGGAGAAGGUCCGAGACAAGAGCGGUCUGGCGCCUCACAGCGACCUGGCUGAACUUCAAUCAUUAUCUAUUCCUGGAACUUACCAAGAGAAGAUCACUCACCUGGGCAGCUCGCUGAUGAAUCUUACUGGUCUCAGAUCCUUAGAUCUCUCACGCAACUCCUUGGUCAGUCUGGAGGGCAUCCAGUACCUGGUGGCUCUGGAAAGCCUCAACCUCUACUACAAUUGCAUUUCCUCGCUGACCGAGGUGUUCCGGCUGCACCCCUUGACCAAGUUGGCAGAGGUGGACUUCCGACUAAACCCAGUGGUGAAGAAUGAGUCUGACUACCGGCUCUUCAUGGUGCACAUGCUGCCAAAGCUCAGACAGCUGGAUGACCGCCUGGUGCGAGAGAGUGAACGGAAGUCUUCCCAGUUGCACUUUACUGCAGAGGAACCUCUAGAUUCAGAGCACAGUGUCUCUACUGUUUUCCAAGCCAGCAGACCACCUACCUUGAGAGCCAAGAACUCAGACCUCAGUGCCAAGAAGAGCCUGGUGAUGGAUGCAGACGACGAGGCAGUGCUGACACUCAUUGCCGAGUGCGAGUGGGACCUGAGCAACCCCCCAUGCAGCUCCAGCUCCAGCCAACAGGAGCACGAAGCCAAUUGCCAUGCCUCCCAUGAGAGCCGACACCUGCUGAGCCCACGGUCACUGCAGCUGGAGUGUGGGGACGCUGGCAGGAAGAGCCAAGAGAGAAGGAAGAGCAGCUCUCAGGGUUGCUAUAUAGAGAAGAGGAGCCAAUUGUGUGGAGAGCUCCCCAUGCAGCCCGGAGCUGAGCCGGAAGCCUUCGAGCUUGGACAAUUCCCUCCCGACACAGACUCUGUGGACACUGAGGACACAAGUACGUCUUCCCUGAAGUCCAGGUCUAGUCUGUCGUCACAGAAGCUGCUGAAUCCUGGACCUGCUGCUGACAAGUACAGGAAGUGCAGAAUGCCUGGUGGAAGGUUCCAGGCCCCUCUAGACCAGGAGUGCCUGAACUGCCUGGCAAGGACUGACGGUGUCCUGAGCCCUGAACAGAGCAGGCAGAGCAACCUUGAGGGAAGGAGUGAGAAGGAGAGAUCGGAGGCGUCUGAGCCGGCUGAUCCUCGACCCCCCAGCAGGAGUGGUGCCAAAGAGGGGGUACUGCUGGAGGCGCUGCUGGACCUGGUGGACACACACUGGACGGGUUGCCACUCCCUCCACAGUGACAAGGCCUUCCUGGCUCAAGCACAACGUGUCCUGGCCUCUGUGUCCGAACUGGCCGCCUCUACAGACCUCAGCCCUACAGACCAGGAGCAGGACGGGCUGUUCCUGGUGGAGCAGCAGCCCCAUAGCCUGAAGCUAGCUGCGCUGGUAGCAGAACUCAGCAGCACACGCAAGGAGAGGGAUGACCUGAGACAGCAUUUAGACAGAUCUUUGGAGGAGAAUAGCAGCUUGAAAUCACUCUUACUCAGCAUGAAAAAAGAAGUGAAGAAUGCAGACACCUCAGCCACCCUCAAUUUGCAGAUCUCUGGUCUGCAAACGAGUGUCCAGCGACUCUCUGAGGAGCUGAUAGAGUUGAAGCAGCACCUGGAGCAUUAUGACAAGAUCCAGGAACUCAUCCACAUGCUCCAGGAGAGCCACAGCUCCCUGGUGAGCACCAACGAGCACUUGCUGCAGGAGCUAGCCCAGGCCCGGGCGCAGCACCAGGCCGAGGUGGAGCAGCUGCACUGGAGCUACAAGGAACUCAAGAAGACCCUGGCCCUGUUCCCAGCCACCGGCGCUUCCCUCAACAGCUGCCGGUCCUGA